Acanthaster planci (crown-of-thorns starfish) is the source of this 5423-nucleotide messenger RNA. RefSeq lists its product as uncharacterized. Lineage: Eukaryota; Metazoa; Echinodermata; Asteroidea; Valvatida; Acanthasteridae. The record is from RefSeq and is a predicted model, not a curated record.
AGGAUCACUGCCUUUGGCAUCGGUCAGAAGAACUUGAUUGCAUCUGCUUGUAGAUACUUGAGUUUGGUUAUGUCGUCUGUUAUCUCUUGUCAAGAGCGGAAUUUGUUCUCAUUAACACUGCUCUAGCAGACACACCACAGUCAAUAACUGAAUUGCACGUUGCCAUUGUUGUGGUCAUGUUUGAACAUGACUAUUGUUGGUCCUGAAAAGCGUUCUUUAUGACUUGUGCGCAUUCGCCAACCGACGUAGUCUGUAGCUUGUCAUUGUCUUUGUUAGGAUUUCAUUGUGGUGUUCCGUGUUGAACAACAGGUGUCGGGUCAUUUUAGGCAAGACUUAACAACUUGCAUGGUGAAAACUAUUAGUGUUCAAACCAGACGUUGAAUGAGGGUGUCCCAUAAUGGGUCGUGUUGUUAAACCGUUUGUUGUAGUGGAGAUUUUCUUCCUGGUGGUAGCAUUUGCGGCUGCUUUAACGGUAGUCGUUCCCCUCUGGGAAACACAGGACCAAUUUCCUAAAGUAAAGUGCCUUCCAUACACAAGCGUCGACUACAUCUUCAACCCACCUCAUUAUUGGGGAAGCAUCACAGUCACGCCCCCGGACUCCAAUGGAACGUGCAACUACUGUAUAUUCUCAGAGAUAGCCGUCGCUGUGGUCGCUCUGUUCAGUAUCGUCUAUCGUAUAGUCACGGUUUGCGACCAAAAAUAUGACAUGUCCUUUCUGCGGACAAUAUCUGUGCCCAUCUAUUUGCUGUGUACUUUGAGUGCACUGGUUGAGGGUGUCAUUCUCCAAGUCGGUGUCAACCGCUUUCUGGCCAUGAUUAUGACUUACAAAACGGGAGACGAAAAAACCAAAACCUGCUACAUCGUUCAGGCAGGAUUGCAGAGAGCUGCUGAGUCAAGUUCGCUCAACUUGACCCUGAACUUCUGCACUGAGUUCAACGUUGCUACAGUGGCGUCCUGGGUCUCGACCGCGUCAUGGCUUAUCCUGACGUUGCUGGCAGGGAUUCAGUUUCACAUGCAACGUGUUAGCCCGUCAGCUGACCGAGAAAGGCUAGUCUAUGGAUCAAAGGACAGGCAGGAGACUUAGACAAGUCUAAGACCCAUGCCCUCACCCGCUACAAUUUUAAUUAGUUUAAUAAGAAAGAGUGGUAUUAAUGUUACGGACUAUGACAAGGAGGAAUCUUAGAACCAAAUUCGUUAGCGGGUGGGCUAGAGAUUGAGAUUUUUUCGUCCAUCCUUUUAUUGCCUUUCUAAGGGGUAAGGCUACAUUUUUGCACGCGUUUUGAAGGAAUGGAAAUGAAAUAGCCUCUUUCUAUUAUUGAAAAUGGCUCUUUUUCCGGGCUUGGCACUCACCCCCCUGCCCCCGAUCCGCCCUUAAAAUGUGACAGGUUUACAAACCGAUUCCAAGGCUGUAACUGCCAGAAUGGCAAUUCGCUGGAAUGAACCGAAUGAUAUAUAGACUGCGAGCAUUCGUGAAACCUCGCGAAAUCAUUACAUCUUAAUUGGCUUCGAUGUUAGGUUGCUUGGCAUAUCAGUAAGCAACGCUUUGAAAUUUUGAUUGUAUACAAUGAUGCAAAUGUGAAUACCGCUUGCCCGGCCUCGUUUUUACAUGGCAAAGCGCCCUCUAGUAUAUUUUUACGCAGAAGUUCGUUUUUAGUAGGCAUACUUCUGGUUUUUAUCUUUUUGUGUACAGAAGCUAGUACUUUCCUUCAAAAGGAUGAAAAAAGUGUCGAAGAUGUUUAAGAAAAUCGUCUUUAAACGUUAAUGCUAUUCACUUUUAUGUCAGUCUGAUUUAUUGACACAAAUUUUCUUGACAAAAUUCUUGUGACACAAAAUCAGUUUGUCGUUAUCACUUUGUUUACGUUUCAGUAAUAAUUCUGACGUAUACCUCUCCUUCAAUAGAGGCUUUGCGUGGUAGCCAUCUUGUAGGGCAGUUUUUCUUUUGUUCCACCGGGAAAUCUCCUUUGAGCAUGCUCUGAGGAAUAAAACAACUGCCCUGUAAGAUUGCCUAUAUUGUGGGUCUCGUGCGUGCCAAAUGUAUGAGAAAUGUAUUCCAAUCUUUAUAUUAAACAUGUAACACUGGAAUGUUGGUUUACCAAUCAAGGUGCGGUCGAUUCUCGAAGUGAUAUCAAUCUUUAAUUAAACUUAAUCAGAAUUGAAAGCACUCCAUAAUACAGUAGACUAAAUUGGUUACUGUCUAUCGUCUGUGUCCUUUCCGUAGAUUUCUUCUUUCAAAAACCUGCAGGCAUAUCUGGAAGUUGGAGAUUCUUUGCUAGGCGAGGAUUUUUUUUUUGGGGGGGGGUCAACCUCUUCCCCUGCUCUGACACAAAAAUAUAAAAUAAGAAACAAUGAAAUAACAAGUUAUAUUUUGAAAAGAUGACAUUCUUUAAAGGUUGUACAUUAGUAACUGUAAAGCUAUGCCUAUGUAGGCCCAUCUGUUUUGAAUAUUACCGCAUCGUCUGGGAAAAUGUUUUUAGGCUAAGUUCUAGGUUUAUUUUUGUUUUUUAUUUUUUACUCGUGUACCAACAUGCCAGGAUUACUCAUUAAAAAUUGUUAAAAGUGCAAUUUUUUGAGAGAGGUGAAGGAAAUUAGGAGGUAGAAUAUGGCUAAGGAAGCCCUCCCCUGUCCUAGAACCACGCCCCCGCUGCAAAGUGCCAACUCAGAAAAAAAGGAAUUUUUGGUUGGUUUAUUUUUAAUCUACUUUUUGUGCUGAAAGCACAAAUGCGUUGUUUGUUACUCUUGUCCACUGCUGUGUAAGGCUUCCUCCAAAAUCUCAUUAUCCACUGUUAAAUGUAAACUUUGUCCUUGUUGGUUGCUAUCUUCUGAUUUCGGCAACUUCAUUGACAUACUUAUUGGUUUUCAUCUCAUGCAAAUUUCUGACCAGAUUAUAGGGGCGGGAAAAUCCUCUUAAUAGCGGACUUUGUUCCGCUGCGAGUCGUUACGUAAUGAACGACUGCGUAAAAGCACCGACACAGAGAAUUAGAGUUCACGCCAAUGUAAACAAAGGGAAGGAGAUUAACAUAUUUUUCAUUAAAAAUUUCGAAAUAGUUGUCGUUGUGGUUCAGAGUUUCAGUACAGUUUCUGAUUCAGUAAGGGAAGCUACAGUGCUGUUGUUUUGACCGCUCUUCGAUGCACUUGAGUCUUUGUUAAGAUUACAAACGUAGCAUCAACAUCCUCCUGCCAAAAUUGUUUUUCAGAUUUUCCUUUUUAGCUCGAAGAUAUUAAUUUUCUACACUUCCCGUUUGAGUUUUCGCUGAGCCAGGUCGCGGGCGCAGUAUCUUCAUUGCAUUAUAUUGCUAAAGGCGUUUCAAGGUGCUUGAAUUCCUAAAAUGACGUCGGCCAUGUCUAGGUGCUUGAUCCUGUUGGAGACAGUUUUUCUUCUGGCUGCAGUAGCGGCUGGUUUAACGGCUAGUAUCUCAUUGUUGCUUGCUCGGGACGAAAUUCCCGACUCUAACUGCCUACUCUACGGGACUUUUAACUGGACUGGAGCCGCUGUAGAGGGCGACAAACCCAGAUGUGAUUUGAGCUUGUGCUUUCAGUUCGUCGUGUGCGGUGUAGGUUUGGUGAGCGCUAUCUAUCGGUGCCUCAACAUUCCGUGCGAGAAGUUGGACAUUAAGUGCCUGCGUGUGUUAUCAAUUGUGAUCUACCUGCUGUGUGUGGUCUGUGUUCUGAUCGAGAGUAUUCUGGUGUAUGUUGGGGUCGUACGAUUCUGCGACUCCAUGAUAGAAACUAACCCAGACCUUCCAGAAGAUUCGAGCUGCGAUAACAGCCAACUUGUCUUCAACGAACAGAAUGGAACUGACGCAAAGUUCUACGAUUUCCUGAAAAUGUCCACGAUCGCUUCUUGGGUGUCCCUGGUCACGUGGCUGAUCCUGACUGUCAUUGCGUGUUUUGCCAUGUGCUGCAGACAAGACGAGUAUGCCUAAACUGAACUUGCUGAUGACAUCAGGAUGAUGUCACCUUUGGAUCAAAUGUCCCCGAGAGUGUUGUAGUAUAAACACUUAGCUGAAGAAAGCGAAGGUUGUUCUCAAAUACCAUGCAAAAAUGGGAAGGAUAGUGGAUGACAACAUAGUCAUGGCGUUAUUCAGAAUAAUGAGCCUGAUCUGAAAAUUGACAUUAAAAUAAAAACCAUGAGCAUGAAGUAUAAAAAAAAGAGAUGGCAAUCACGGUGGGGUACUUCAAAUCGAAUAAAUUUUAAGUGUUGUUAGAUUUAAAUGCAUUUUUCUAAGUUAGGGUAGAAAGUCGAAACUAUCAGAUUAAUUAACAUUCGAACUUUUCAAACGUAUCUUUUUACUUUUCGAACGACUACUUUGUUUAUUCAAUUGCAUAUCUGUUUCAUGUACAGCCAGAGUUACUCAACCUAAAAGAUAUUAAAGAUAAAUCGCCUAACUAGGAAUUUCGUAAUGAGAUAAAAGACGACGGUCAAAUUUAAACUGAUCUGGGGUGUGGCGAAUGCAUGACGUCAUUCGAUGUGGUGUAAUGCUCUUAACGAUCUGACAACCGUCUCCAUGACUACGAUCCCAGUCACAUUUAUUGCACAUUUAUUGCUGAAUCUGAAUUUGGCAGGUCAUCAGAUUGUUUGCUUAACCAAUCCGAUGCAAGAAUCAGUACCCGACCUUUGCCCUCUAUUCUGCCAUGUUCCGUGGACUUCAGGCUGCUCAAGUCAUCUUUAAAGUCUCACCUUUGUCUCUAAAUAAUGUCCUAAACUCUUAAAGUUAUAAAACUUGAUGAAAAUGCCCCCAAUUUGGAGGAAAAAAGACAAUGCACUGAACCAGACGUUUUCAUCUUAAGAGACCAGAUAACGAGUACUACGCCGAAUGAGGCAGAAGCGAAGUGUAUGUUCAAAACCUGUCUUCAUUCACUGACUCAACGAGGUAUGUGAACGUAAACCAGUGAAGUGCAACCUCGUUGCCAAGAUUAUUCCCGCCCUCAGCGACUUAGCAUUAUAAUCAUCCUCCUGCCUUUAAGGUAAAAAUAAACACCAUUUAAUCUACAUCAAAGCCCUUUGAAAUGCAUGGAAUCAUAAGAGAUACCUUUGACAUUAGAUAUUUACAAUUUGUAAAUAAAACUUAGUCAAUAUUCAUAUCAGAAUGAUCAAAGAGGUAGUACAACUAAUCUACGCCAAAUGUACAAAUUCUUAAUGCAUUGAAUUGUGAGUGGAAAUUUGGAAAUUAUUUUUGAAUGAGAACAUUAUGCAAUCUACGCACUGCAGGAGACCUUUUGCGUUUGCGUUCAGGAUUUUCUUUGAAGAUUUUUCCCACUCACUGUGCAGAAAAUCAGGAUUGUGUUUCAAACUUUCUUACAGCAAAGCACUAAAACUCAUUGAAAGUUUCGCAGUUAUUUCUAAAGUUGCCAAAAACUGUUGUAGUGUCAACUGUUGUUUCACUUCAUACAAUGGGUAACAGUAGACGCUUUGAUAAACAUUC